This is a messenger RNA of Entelurus aequoreus (snake pipefish), 2521 nucleotides long. Its product is annotated as protein-glutamine gamma-glutamyltransferase 5-like. The coding region runs from base 163 to 2307 and encodes 714 amino acids. The record is from RefSeq and is a predicted model, not a curated record. Lineage: Eukaryota; Metazoa; Chordata; Actinopteri; Syngnathiformes; Syngnathidae. Gene Ontology annotation, molecular function: protein-glutamine gamma-glutamyltransferase activity. The transcript has 16 exons. Gene Ontology annotation, biological process: peptide cross-linking.
CUUUUGGAGAGGUUUUGCUCUCCGCGUCUCGGUCCUUACCUACGCCUAACAAUCGGAGCGCAUACGUGCUUGUUUCAGCGCCUGGCACUCUCUGCAGUUGAGUGGGCGGAGUCUCGCUGUCAGGCCUUUCUAGACUUCCCUGCAGUGGAUGUCAAUCACAGCAUGGACGCCACCGGAGACACAAACAGGCGCAACAUGAGCGGCCAGACUCGCCUGAAAAUGGUGGACUUUGAGAUGGAGGAGAACCACAGUCGCCACCAGACGGAAGGUCUGAGCAGCAAGCGGCUUGUGGUGCGGCGAGGAAGAGCCUUCAAAGUCACUCUGAUGUUUGAUGGACGUCUGUGGGAGCCGAGCAGCCAACGUUUGGCGCUGCAGGUUUCAUUAGGCGACAUGUCAGCCAAGAUGUUGGUCAACUUUACCGACAAGUGGUUCGACACGGACAGGUGGUCGGCCCGGGGUUACCCUGGCGACCUGCGCCGCCGCUCCGUCCCCAUCCACGUCUUCGCCCCGGUCCGGUCCUCGGUGGGCAUGUACCAGAUGCUGGUCCACAUAUAUGGUGCACAGGAGCGCCGCAGCUUCUUGGUGGGGACUUUUGUGCUGCUGUGCAACCCUUGGCUGGAAGAGGAUCUGGUCUACAUGCCGAAUGUGCUGCUGGACGAGUACAUCAAGAGGGACAAUGGCAUGGUCUACAUGGGAACUGACGUCAACGUUGUCCCGCGUCCUUGGUCAUUUGGGCAGUAUGAGCCCGGUGUCCUGGAGGCGUGUCUUCAGCUGCUACAGGUGAGCCCUCAGCACCUGAGCAACAAGCACAAGGACUACGUUCACCGGGCAGACCCCGUCUACCUGAGCAGGGUCAUGUGCGCAAUGGUGAACUCCAGUGACGACAUGGGCGUGCUGGAGGGCAAGUGGCAAGGCAGCUACAAAGAUGGCGUGGGGCCCACAGAGUGGAGCAGCAGUGCGGACAUCCUUCACCGCUGGUUGGCGUCCAAAGCCAAGCCGGUGCGUUAUGGACAAUGCUGGGUCUUUGCCUCCGUCCUCUGUACAGUGAUGCGAGUGCUGGGGAUUCCCUCCAGGGUGGUGACGGUCUUUAACGCCGCCCACGACACUGAUGGAAACGUGGUAGUCGAUGAGUUCUACUCCACCACCGGGGAGAAGCUGAGCCAGACAAAAGACAGCAUUUGGAACUUCCACGUGUGGGUGGAGUGUUGGAUGCGAAGACCAGACCUGGGCCUGGGUUUUGACGGCUGGCAGGUGGUGGACCCCACCCCUCAGGAGAAGAGCGCAGGGAUGUACCGCUGUGGCCCGUGCCCGGUGGCCGCCAUCAGGGGGCGCUGCCUCCGCACACCUUACGACGCCGCCUUCCUCUACGCCUCGGUGGACGCCGACAUCGUGCGCAUGAUGGUGCGGUCGGGCCGCUUGGUGAGCAAGACCACGGACAGCAAGUGUGUGGGACGCGCCAUCUUCACCAAGAGCGUCGGCUCGGACGCGGCGGAGGAUUUGACGGAGAGUUACAAGAAAAGUAAAAUUAGAGGAGAGCAGCUGAUGGCGAGGUGUACCAUGCAAUCUGCAAAUCUUUAUGACCGGUCCCAUCCUCAGGCUGUAAGUUGUCUCCGUAGUGGGACUUUGCCUAGUCCAGCUGAAGCAGACGGGUGCAGUUUGGACGUUUCCAUCGCCGUCGACGGAGAGCCGACUGCGGGCGAGAGCAUCGACCUGACCGUGACCCUCACCAAUAAAUUGGCGCGCCACCGCGUCCUGGUGGAGCACCUGAACGCUCAGCUGAAGGAAUUCAACUGCAGCCCCCAGAAAAGCUUCUGGAAAAGCCAUAAAGAAGUUUCCGUCCCGCCGUUUGAAGUUUUCACGCUGCAGCAUUCCAUCCCGCCCUCGGAGUACGAGUCCUUCCUGUCGGACGACGACAUUGUCAAAGUGUCGGUGGUCAUCAAGGACGUGAACACCAAAGAGAGAGUUUUGGCCACGCAGGACUUCAACAUCAGCACGCCCAAAAUUAGCAUACAGGUGGAAGGCGGUGACACCAUCCAGGUGAAGAAGGAGCACACGGCCGUGGUUUCCUUUACUAACACAUUCACCAAAGGCCUGAGCAGCGCUGUGCUGAAGGUGGAAGGUUAUGGGUUGUUGCAGGGCAAACAAGAAGCCAGGCUGGGUGUGCUGCAGCCAGGAGAGAAGAUGGAGAAGAAGGUUUCCAUCAUGGCGUCCACAAAAGGCACCAAGAUGCUCAACGCCACUUUGUCACACGGCGGCAGUUCCAAAGUGCUUUCCAGAAGCAUCCAUAAAGUGUCCAUCACCUCAUAGACAUGCUCCAAAUAGUACAACAUACUCUAUGUUUGUGUUGAUAUGUUUAUUAUUGUCAUGCUGCUGGGAAUACUACACUGGUAUACCACCAUGUAUACUACACUAGUAUACCACCAUGUAUACUACACUAGUAUACCACCAUGUAUACUACACUAGUAUACCACCAUGUAUACUACACUAGUAUACCACCAUGUAUACUACACUAGUAUACCAC